AUGAGUGCAUCAACCCAUCUUGAGUGCUUCAACCAGGACCUGCCUGGUCUCAAAAAGGGUGACGUGCGAUACAGGAGUGUCGGUGCCUCCGGUACCACGACCAAGAAUACCGUCUCACCUAAGAGAUUCCAUAACAUGCUGGUCAAGGACCUCGAAAACUUAGCGGACGAGUAUCUCCCCAAGUAUAAGAACAGCCCAGAACUCCAGCGCCGAAUCACGACAACCUUCCCAUGCCUCCCGCUCGACAGCGAGAACGACGUCGUCUCCACUUCAUGGACGUACCUAAUACUGCCAAUUAUGGAGGUACUUAGAAUGCAAUUUCAAGACAACAUCACCUUGAAGACCGAGGUAACGGAUAAGACAAAAGUCAAGGUCGACAAGAUUGUGGACGAACAUGACCACCAGAAAGUAGUAGACACAGCGAUACGGUACGACCUUGUCUUCCAGGGAACCACAACGUCCCCAACCAAGACUAUUGCGGUGAUUGAAUACAAACGCCGAAGGAUGCUUCGCUACACAGAUUUCGGAGAUGCUAUACUGCCCUAUAACGCUACAAACAAGCAAUACACCGACAUGAAGAACUCCCACAACCGCAAGGUGAUGCUUGGAUGGAUGCUCAACGCGUUGAACGAAGCCAAGAUACAGUAA
This is a messenger RNA of Pyrenophora tritici-repentis Pt-1C-BFP, 648 nucleotides long. RefSeq lists its product as uncharacterized. NCBI's taxonomy places the organism in Eukaryota, Fungi, Ascomycota, Dothideomycetes, Pleosporales, Pleosporaceae. The record is from RefSeq and is a predicted model, not a curated record.